Umbelopsis ramanniana AG is the source of this 1431-nucleotide messenger RNA. RefSeq lists its product as uncharacterized. Bases 21 to 1202 code for a protein of 393 amino acids. Lineage: Eukaryota; Fungi; Mucoromycota; Umbelopsidomycetes; Umbelopsidales; Umbelopsidaceae. The transcript has 5 exons. The record is from RefSeq and is a predicted model, not a curated record.
GUAGCAUCCAACUUCUCUCAAUGCGAUUUUGGACUCGCGUCAACUCGCAUUUGGCUACCCGGUCUAUCGGUAGCGAGAAUCUUCUAGAGGUUUAUGCUGAUAUAUGGCGCAAUUUGUCUGGUCGUGGCCAUGUAGCUCCUCAGAAGCUAGUAAGCAAAAAGCAGCAAUCACUUGCUGUAGCUGAAAAAGCAAUGUUCCGUUGCGUUCAACAGCCACUUGAAUCUCGAAUGACAGAAAUUCAACCUACUUGGAGCAGAAAAACGUCCAAGCCAUGCUAUAUUAGUAGUGUUUCAACAAACUCUGAUACCACCGAAAAGAAACCUGACUUGGUGCUUGUUCAUGGAUACGGUGGUGGUAAGGGCAUAUGGAUAAGAAAUAUAGACGAACUCUCAAAGCACUACACAGUUCAUGCGAUUGAUUUACUUGGCUGGGGAAGGUCCACUAGAGACAGAUAUUGUGGAAACGAUGCUGUCAAGGCUCAAUCUUACUUUGUAGAUAGCUUGGAGAGCUGGCGGCAAGCAAUGGGAAUAGAGAAAAUGACACUUCUUGGACAUUCUUUUGGCGGAUUUGUGUCGGCAUCGUAUGCUCUAAAACAUAGGGAGAGACUUGAUCGUCUGGUGCUCCUUAGCCCAAUUGGUCUCAAAGGUUUCCAAUUUCCAUCAGACCAGAUCUUCUCCUUAAGCUCACGUAUACUGUUUACUUCCAUAUGGACAUUAACACCACAGCGCAUUCUCGGAAUGUUGCCAAAAUCCCGAGUACUUCAAAUGCUUGCACGUUCGCGAGUGAGAACAGUACAAGCUUUUGGAUACUCGGAUGAUACGGUAAUACGCUAUAUUUACGAAUUAGCAACCCAAUCGGUCUCCGGAGAAAUGGCAUUUUCAAAAUUAAUGGGCCACACGAAGGAUAGUUCGAUGGCAUGGCAUGUACCUCUUAAAGAUCAAUUGCACCAGCUGCACGAUUUGCCACUUUACAUGGUUUAUGGCGAACACGACUGGAUAGACUUUAGAUAUGCCAAUGAGGUAAAAAAGAAUAUUUUACCUCAGACCAAAGUAUUUUUGCUUCCGAACGCUGGACACCAUGGCUAUGUGGAGGCCGCAGAUUUAUUGUCACAUAUUGUCUCCAAUCUAGACAAGGAUCUUUCGUCAUUAGAGUAUCAUGGAGAAUUAGAUAACGCUCGCGGUAAUUAUUUGAGCUUUGCAUAAUCAACGUUUGCCGAACAAAAUACUAGAACAAGAUAGAAAGUAACUAACAAGUCAAACCGAACCGAUGAAUCACUUUUUUUGUCGGUGUUAUGGUGGACUAAUAUCAUCUCACCUCUGCCAAAGUCGGUUUAAAAUAUUUGAAUAAAUUGUUUGUUCUGUGUUUGAUGGUCAACAAACCGGCGGAUGUGAGGGGCAGUCCAUCCGAGUGGUUUCAAAACAGAUCCUAAAA